CUUCGACAAAUAUAAUAAUAAACUUACCACUGAUGCGCAUAAUCUCGGAUAUCAUGAAAUAUUAUUUCAUGUGUUACACAUUAUAAGAAGUGUUGUGUGACUUACGAGGAAUUUACGCAAGAGCAACGCAGCUCACAGGAACUCCCACACAAAGCAUGCACAAGUGGCGACGCCUGCGGCGUAGCAGCGUCCGCGGUAUAUAAGGACGGUCAGGCGCCCCACACUGCAUUUGGUCUCUAGGGUCCACAAGCGUCGAGAUUCUCUCCGAGAUGAAACAAGCGAUGACGGCAGUGAACCCUGUAAUGGCUGUCGUGUUGCUGCUGACGCUGGGCAGCGCAGCGGGGCACAAGCUCGGCAUAGGGCCGUGCCCCGACGUGCCAUCUAUGAAGAGCUUUGAUGUCAAUCAGUUCUUCGGAAAAUGGUUCAUCAACGAAGUCUAUGCGAACAUCAACACGUGCAUGACACUCACGUUCGCGGCGAUACCGAACUCGACGACUGAAAUUAAAGCCACUCAGGGUCGGCAACUGCCUGCCCUGGACGCGGUUAAUGUGAAGCACACAACCACGUACGUGGGAACCAUCAUCACGGGGCCCCAAGAGGCCCCGGCCAAGAUGACCAUCAAGUGGCCGCUGUCAGGAGCGAUACUGGGACGCAUGGCGUACACGGUGAUCGACACCGACUACAAGAAUUACGCUCUAACAUACGAGUGCAGGUCAUUCUUGUUCGGACGCUACUAUUCGGCUACAAUCCUCACCAGGGAGACUCUUCUUGACCCAACAGUGAUGGAAGAGGUUAAGAAAAAGGCUGCUGAAGCCGGCCUCGAUACCAGCCUCUUCAAAGUUGUGAGUCAGAAAACCUGCACCGCCCCGGGUGAAGGUAUAGACUUCAGUCAGCACGAGGAUGCCUACAAUCUGCUAGGGCUCAUCAGUGACGACAAACUACAGGCAAUCAAAACAGACGCGCAACUCAUCGAGAUUCUCGGGCACAAGCCACCAGCCCAGCCGUAAAAUAUCGAAAUUACAGGGGGCUUCUUUUUGAA
Molecule: messenger RNA, 1039 nt
Organism: Hyalella azteca
Lineage: Eukaryota; Metazoa; Arthropoda; Malacostraca; Amphipoda; Hyalellidae
Product: apolipoprotein D
Exons: 5
Coding region: 270-1007 (245 amino acids)
Source: RefSeq, a predicted model, not a curated record